GGAACCGUGGAUGGAAGAGAAAGCUGAGGAGCCGAACAUUUUAUCAAAAGCCUACAUGUAGACCCUGAUGCUUGAAUGAAUGCAGAAUGAAAAUGCUUCCUGGAGUGGGUGUGUUUGGAACUGGCAGCACCGCCCGGGUACUAGUACCCUUGCUGAGAGCAGAAGGCUUCUCCAUUGAAGCACUUUGGGGGAAGACUGAAGAGGAAGCCAAACAGCUGGCAGAGGAAAUGAACAUCUCCUUCUACACGAGUCGGACUGACGAUGUUUUGCUGCACCAGGACGUAGAUUUGGUUUGCAUCAAUAUCCCUCCACCACUAACUCGGCAAAUUGCUGUGAAGGCUCUAGGAAUAGGGAAGAACGUGAUCUGUGAGAAAGCUGCUACCUCUGUGGAUGCCUUCAGGAUGGUCACAGCUGCCAGGUAUUACCCCAAGCUGAUGAGCAUCGUUGGCAAUGUUCUCCGUUUCUUGCCUGCCUUUGUGAAGAUGAAGCAGUUGAUAGAAGAACACUACGUGGGCAACGUGAUGAUCUGCGAUGUACGAGUUUACGGGGGAAGCCUGCUCAGCCACAAGUACAACUGGAUCUGCGAUGAGCUGAUGGGAGGAGGUGGUCUGCAUACAAUGGGAACCUACAUUAUCGACCUCCUAACUCACCUCAUCGGCAGGAGGGCAGAGAAGGUCCACGGUUUGCUCAAGACUUUUGUGAAGCAGAACACAGCUAUAAGCGGGAUCCGCCACGUCACUAGCGAUGACUUCUGCUUUUUCCAGAUGUUAAUGAGCGAGGGUGUCUGUUGCACUGUGACUCUCAACUUCAACAUGCCUGGGUCAUUCAUCCAUGAAGUCAUGAUUGUUGGGUCUACUGGUCGCCUCAUAGCUCGCGGGACGGACUUGUACGGGCAGAAAAACACCGCGCUCCAAGAAGAACUACUGUUUACAGACUCUCUGACUGUCAACAAGGGCCUUUUGGAUAAGGGGUUCAAAGACAUCCCGCUGCUUUACCUAAAAGGAAUGGUGUACAUGGUGCAGGCACUGCGGCAGUCUUUCCAAGACCAGGAAGACCGUCGGACGUGGGAUCAUAAACCUGUCUCCAUGGCAGCCUCUUUUGAAGAUGGUCUGUACAUGCAGAGUGUAGUAGAGGCCAUCAAGAAAUCCAGCAGGUCAGGGGAGUGGGAGGCUGUGGAGGUGAUGACCGAGGAACCGGACGCCAAUCAAAACCUCUGCGAGGCACUUCAAAGAAAUAACUUAUGAAUGCUCCUGCUUUGGACGAUAGGACAAUUAACACUUCUGGCUGUAAUGUAAAAAAACCUCUCCGUUUUUAAGAUGUGUAGAUGCUUAUUUAAUAACCUGAGUUCCUUGGUUGUUUUUUUUUUUAAACGUGUAAAAUAUGUCAUGUUCUGAUAGAAACUGUUCCGAUUUAAAUUGUUUAAAGAGUUUUAAAUGUUUCCGUUUUUGCAAACGUUUAAUUUUUGUCUUGGAGACUGGUAGGAAAACUUGAAUUGCCCUUUGCACUUGCGGUAGCUGAAGUGAAGCAUGGGAUCUCUGCCAUUGCAUGGCUUGGAAAUGAGACACAACCCCUGUUGCACAGGUUGCUUAUUUUAACAAUUUUAACAUGAGAGCAUGCAGAGCAAGAUCAGGGAGUAUCUGUCGUUCAGAUGCCUUUUCCUUUUCUCUUGGAGACUGAUUUAAGUGUUACUCCUCAGUUUGUAAAAUUUUGCAAGAGUUUAGUGAUGUUACAGGUCUCUAAACUCCUGUAGGACAAAAAGUAGAAGGAACAGAUUAAAGUUUGUAACAUAAAGAUCGGCCUUUUGGCUUCCUGCAUGUGGCAAAUGUCUUAAAUUCAUUUAAACCGGUAUUUUAUUUAAAUGAUGCUCUGAAUUCUCUGUUGACGGUGUCUUGGCAGGAAAAUCUUCAGGAAGUCUGUGAUGAUUUGUGCUGUUCUUCUGUAUCUGUAGACAUUAUUC
This is a messenger RNA of Balearica regulorum gibbericeps (East African grey crowned-crane), 1957 nucleotides long. The record is from RefSeq and is a predicted model, not a curated record. Lineage: Eukaryota; Metazoa; Chordata; Aves; Gruiformes; Gruidae.